Molecule: messenger RNA, 4344 nt
Organism: Daphnia carinata
Lineage: Eukaryota; Metazoa; Arthropoda; Branchiopoda; Diplostraca; Daphniidae
Exons: 6
Coding region: 1-4344 (1447 amino acids)
Biological process (GO): DNA integration
Molecular function (GO): nucleic acid binding
Source: RefSeq, a predicted model, not a curated record
AUGAGCGAACAACUUAGUAAGCUCAUUGAUAGUUCAAGAGUUACGUCCAAAGAUAUCGCGGCCAACAACACGUUGGUCCGGGAAGCACAUCACACGUUGGACGGUUUGGAUCAGAAAAUUGACGCGGUUAAGGUGGAUUUGUCCGCUAAAAUCGAAGACCUUCGAACGGAAGUAGACGAGAUGAAAGUUCAGCCCCGAACGAUUCAGGAUCAACGACUUCCUGAACGAUCACCAGUCUUACAAGCACGUCAAGAUGUUCCAGCCCUGUCACCCAUACGCACGAUGGAGGAUGCUGUCCGUCAUCGCAGAAAAUUGGUCGCCACCGAGGCAUCUCCACGAGACCCGCGGCGAGAUGCGAUGACCAAGAUGGCGUCCCGUUGCGGCCCUACGGAUCACGACGAAGAUGAGCACUCUGAACGUUCUCACGCCCAUAGUCAUCGUCCUCGCAGCAGCUGUUGCAGCCGUUUACAACCUCCAAACUUCAAGAUCCAGCCAUUCGACGGCAACCCGAAGAACUACGCGCGAUUCAAGGCUAAAUUCCAGGCCUUGUAUGAAGACUACGAAGAUUCUCCGGUACUUCUUUUCAUGUUGGAGGAGCUGCUAGCCGAAGAGGUCCGAAACGAAGUCGGUGAAUGUCUUACCGACGGAACAAUGUACUCCGUGGUGUGGGAACGUUUGGACGCAGUCUACGGCCGAACUGAAAUCAUGGAUCAGACGUACCUCGACGACCUUUUACAGGUCCCGCCAUUGAAGAGCAUAGAUGCUGCGAGUCUCAAGACUUUCGCGAAUCGUCUGCACGGAGCUGUAGCUACGCUCUCAAAGUCGAAGUAUAGCCAUGAGCUAUAUAGCCGUACUACGUUGAUGGCCCUUGAAGCAAAACUUACGCCUUACCUCAAGGAUAAGUGGAACGAGAAAAGAAAAACGACAGGAGUAGAACUGAAUGUUCUAGACCUAGACGACUGGGUGACGUUAAAAUCCAUGAGCAAGCAACAUGGAAAAAAUGUAUUCGAGUCUCUACCCACGUCAACGUCCAAAGGCGUGACGCCGAAUUCGCCGAUCGAUCCUCAGCAGUUGAAGUCAUGGACGCACCUACGUGGUAUCGCCGUUCCAACUGUACAAGAAGAGGACGUGACCCCGCCGGCUGGAACGACCGGGCCCAUUGCCUUCAAGACGCCGUUUGGCUGGUGUCUGGGUGGACAAAUAGGUCUACCACAAGACGGGCGUCCGUUCAUCGCUCAUCUGGCCACCGUGGAACGUCCCGAAAACCUAAACGAGCUGGUGAAGAAAUUUUGGCAACUGGAGGCCAACGAAGUAGCAAUAGAAACACCCGUUCUAUCUGAGGAUGACCUACGUGGAAAACGCAUCCUCGAGUCUACAGUAAAACGUAUUGGAAACCAGUACCAAGUCGGCUUAAUGUGGAAAGCCGACGAAGUAAAUCUCCCAAACAACCGGGCAGCUGCAUUGAAGAGGCUCUACGCUCUCGAACGACGUUUUCAUCGGGACGAAGAGUUCGCUCACAAGUACGAUGCAGUAGUCAAGGAGUACAUCGGGUUAAAACACGCCCGGCUCCUAACGACCCAAGAAGCCCAGACGGAGACAACAAAGACGUGGUACCUGCCACACCACGGGGUCUUUGGUGGCACAUCGAUAAAUCAAAACCUGCUCCGAGGCCCUAAUUUACUCGUUAACCUGCUUGGUGUGCUCAUCCGCUUCCGUCGCAACCUCGUACCAGUCGGAGCGGACAUUGAGAAAAUGUUUCACCAAGUGAAGGUCCCGGAAGCAGACCAGGCAGCCUUCCGAUUUCUCUACCGGACGCCUGGCAGUAACUCAGUUCCUUUAACGUACCAGAUGACGGUACACGUAUUUGGAGCUAUAUCAUCCCCGACGAGCUGCAUCUUCGCCCUCAACAGGACGGCCGACGACUACCGCAGCCAGUUUCCAGACGUAGCCGAUCGCGUUCGACGUAAUUUCUACGUCGACAAUUAUCUCGACUCCUUCGACUCUGAAGAUGAGGUCAUAAAACGGUCCCGCCAAAUGAAGUCACUUCUUCAGCUCGGCGGAUUCAACUUGACUAAAUGGACGUCGUCGUCGAGAAGGGUGAUCGCAGCGCUACGAGAAUUUGGCCUCGCAUCACCGACGUUGGAUCUGGACUUAGAAAAACUCCCCGUCGAAAGAACGCUUGGAGUAAUGUGGGACAGUGAGCGAGAUAUGCUGACGUUCAAGAUUCGGAAGCCGCCACACAACGUGACACUCACGAAGCGAGCCUUCCUAAGCAUCAUCUCGAGCGUCUACGACCCGUUGGGGCUAGUCGCCCCAGUUACCUUCGUGAUGAAGUCCUUGCUCCAAGAUGUCUGGACCAACGAAGAACGGAUCGGGCGGGAUGACGUCGUACCGGAAGCAUUGAGUCAACGUUUCUAUUGCUGCUCCAAAGGAUUCGGAGCAGUAGCCUACUUCCGCACCGUAUUUGAAGACCAUUCCGUCGACGUAUCAUUCGUCAUGUCGAAAACACACGUCACACCGGUAAAAGGUCUCACGAUUCCCCGUUUGGAGUUACAGGCGGCAGUAGAAGGCCUCAACCUUGCUAUCACGAUUUGUCGUGAACUAGAAAUUGAUUUGAGGGGUAUCGACCCAAGAGACGUCGACGAAUUGGCCUAUUUCCACCGAGGACCUCCGUUCCUGAACCUAGACCCAUCAAAGUGGUACACCUGGGAAGAAAUUACGGAGCCGGAAGAACGGGAUGUAAACGUAAUCCGCGUCUUAGCAGUAAAAACGGAAGAUGAGAAUCACAUCAUCGACCGAUGUGUAGCACGUUUUUCCAGCUUGGUGAAACUUCAACGAGUACUGGCCUGGAGUAAAAGAUUUGCCGACAACGCUAGAGCAAAAAGACGUGAUGAAAAACCAAGUGUCGGAGAGUUAACGGUAGAAGAAAUGGUUACAUCAUUGGCAAAAUGCAUCAUACGCGCUCAAGAAUUGGCCUUCGCUGAAGAAUUUUACGCCCUUCGCAAGGAUCUGGAACUACCACUCAGAUCAAAACUUCGCACUUUCCAGCCCUUCCUGGAUGAAGUCGGACAGAUGCGAAUUGGCGGACGUAUACUUCAAGCGCCAAUCGAUUAUGCAGCCAAACACCCCAUAAUUCUACCAGCAUCUCAACCGUUAACGAAAAGAAUAAUUUGGGAUCACCACGUUAGAAACAUGCACGUCAAGACAGAGAGAUUGCUGACAGACCUACGUCCUCGCUACUGGGUACUUUCUGGACGCAAAGUGGUAAAAUCUGUCCUCAACAACUGCUGGCCCUGCAAGCGCGCGUCGGCAAAACCAAACCCGCCGUUAAUGGCUUCCCUUCCAGUACAUCGUCUAACGCCUCACCUGCCCGCGUUCACCUACACGGGGAUUGAUUACUUUGGACCCUUGACGGUACGAGUUGGUGGACGGGGACGAAGACAUGAAAAACGUUGGAUCAGCCUAUUUACGUGCUUCACUACACGAGCAGUACACCUUGAAGUGGCCAACGGGCUCAGCAUGGAGGAGUUUUUACUCUGCUUCUCCCGUUUUGUUAGUUUACGUGGAAAGCCCCAAGUCGUUUACAGCGACAAUGGGACGAAUUUUGUUGCCGCCGAGCAAGAGUUGAAACAAGCCUUAGAAGAGCUUGUUGCUAAGCACCAAGAGCUUCACACCGUGAUGGCUUGCCAACAGAUUGAGUGGCACUUCUCUCCACCCCAUGGACCCCACUUCGGCGGUGUUUGGGAGAGAAUCGUACAAUCCUGCAAAAGGGCCAUGAAGAACAGUAUCGGGAACUGCCUAGUUACGGACCACGUCCUACGAACCGUGAUCGCUGAAGUGGCAGCUUUGCUAAACGCCCGUCCGUUAACUCAUCUUAGUAUGGAUCCAGAAGACCCGGAUCCAUUAACGCCAAAUCACUUCCUACACGGUGGAGCUCGUCCAUACGUGCCCCAGAAAUUGGCCGACGUGGAGGACCUGAACGUAACUAGCAAGCAGUUCCAGCAAAGUCAAGCCAUUCUUCAGCACUUUUGGAACAGAUGGCUACGUGAAUACGUUCCACACUUAACCGAGAGAAGAAAAUGGCAAGAAGAUAGGCCUAACGUCACCGUGGGGGAUCUAGUACUGGUAAUCGAGCCAAAUACUUUGCGUGGGCAAUGGCCGAUGGGUAAAGUGUUGGAAGUUAUCCCCAGUACAACGGAUAAUGUUGUUCGAGUGGUAAAAGUAAAACUUACCAAUCAUCCAAAACCAUGUAUUCGGCCGGUGGCCAAAUUGUGUAUCAUGGUUGCAGUCAAAGACCAAGAAGUUUACGCAAAGGAAGAAAAAAUGGAACCUUUAACAGCGUAA